AUGGGAGUCGAACUCGACGACAUCAAACCAUCCUCCAGAACAUUAACAGGCUUCAACGGGUCGUCCGAAACAAUACUGGGAACAAUCCGCCUUCCGGUACGUGCAUGUGGAGUCACUCGGACUGUCAAGUUUGCCGUUGUAAGCACGAAGGCCCCUUACCACGCCAUACUUGGAACCCCCCGGAUACACUCAAUGCAGGCCAUUCCAUCUACAUAUCACCAGUGUGUCAAGUUUCCCGGUACGGACGGAAAAAUCAAACGAACCCCCUGGAUACACUCAAUGCAGGCCAUUCCAUCUACUUAUCACCAGUGCGUCAAGUUCCCCGGUACGGACGGAAAAAUCAAAACAUUGCGAGGAGAUCAAAAAGUCGCUAGGGAACUCCUAGUCGCCACAGUUAAACUCCAACGAUCAUCUUUACCGGUUAACUCCGUCACUCCUCCAACCUAUAAAGCCUGCUCCCAGGAAGGCGAAAUUCUCGAGUUACCUAUUGACGAUACCAAUCCAAGCCGAACCGCAAGGAUGGUCAAGCCUAUCCGACAGAAGCGACGCAAGCUCGGUCCAGAUAGGUCAAAGGCUGUAAACGAAGAGGUCGACCGGUUGCUCGGCGCUGGUUCAAUUGCUGAGGUGCGCUACCCUGAGUGGUUAGCAAAUCCAGUAGUCGUCAAAAAGAAGAACGGGAAGUGGCGCGUCUGUGUCGACUUCACAUACUUAAAUAAAGCCUGCCCAAAGGACAGCUAUCCUCUUCCCAGCAUCGACCAUUUAGUCGAGUCCACGGCUGGAAAUGAGAUGCUCACUUUCAUGGACGCUUUCUCUGGGUACAACCAAAUCAUGAUGCACCCCGACGAUCGCGAAAAAACGGCAUUUAUCACGGAUAGAGGAACCUACUGCUAUAAGGUCAUGCCAUUCGGUUUGAAGAACGCGGGAGAAACCUACCAACGGCUUGUGAACAAAAUGUUCGCAGACAAGCUGGGCGUCACCAUGGAAGUAUACAUCGACGAUAUGCUUGUCAAGUCGCUACACGCUGCUGAUCACCUCUGUCACUUGAAAGAUUGCUUCGAAACCCUCAACAGAUACGGCAUGAAACUGAACCUAGCAAAGUUUAUCUGGGACGAGAAAUGCGAGGAGGCAUUUAUGCAACUCAAGCAUUAUCUGACAACUCCACCCGUUCUCGCCAAGCCAGACGUCGGCGACGUUCUAUCUCUUUAUGUCGCAGUAUCACAAGCAGCAGUCAGUAGCGUUCUAAUAAAAGAGGAUCGUGGUGAGCAAAAGCCAAUCUUCUACACGAUCAUCGAAGCGGCGAGAAAGCUUCGCCCUUACUUUCAGUCACAUUCGGUUGAACUAUUAACCGACCAGCCCCUCCGAACGAUACUUCAAAAUAGAAACAGGUCCGGAAGACUAACGAAGUGGGCUAUCGAACUCGGUGAGCUUGAUAUCACUUACAAGAACAGAACUGCAGCGAAAUCUAAGGUUCUCGUAGACUUCUUAAUCGAAUUGGCCCCGGAGUUAGAGCAAGAUCUCACACUCCCAAACCCAAACUGGACACUGCAUGUCGACGGAUCUUCGACUAACAGGGGCGCAGGUGCUGGAGUUCAACUGCAAUCCCCGACCGGCGAAUUGAUCAGGCAUUCUUUUAGCUUCGGCUUUCCAGCCUCGAACAACGAAGCAGAAUACGAAUCUUUGAUCGCUGGACUCCGCUUAGCAAAAUCUGUCAAGGCCAAACGCCUAAGCGCCUACUGCGACUCGCAGUUAGUCGCCAGUCAGUUUAGCGGCGAUUACGACACCCGCAACGAUCGGAUGGACGCCUACCUCAAGAUCGUACAGGGCUUAGCCGCAGAGUUCGAAUUCUUCAAACUCGUCAAAGUUUCCAGAGGAUAA
Messenger RNA from Brassica oleracea var. oleracea, 1875 nucleotides. RefSeq lists its product as uncharacterized. The transcript has 4 exons. The record is from RefSeq and is a predicted model, not a curated record. Gene Ontology annotation, molecular function: RNA-DNA hybrid ribonuclease activity; nucleic acid binding. The coding region runs from base 1 to 1875 and encodes 624 amino acids. NCBI's taxonomy places the organism in Eukaryota, Viridiplantae, Streptophyta, Magnoliopsida, Brassicales, Brassicaceae.